This is a messenger RNA of Scylla paramamosain (green mud crab), 2566 nucleotides long. RefSeq lists its product as uncharacterized. The record is from RefSeq and is a predicted model, not a curated record. The coding region runs from base 542 to 1894 and encodes 450 amino acids. The transcript has a single exon. Lineage: Eukaryota; Metazoa; Arthropoda; Malacostraca; Decapoda; Portunidae.
UCCUGCUAAACCUAACCCUGCCGCACCUGCUGCCGAAAGAGAGACACUGUGUGACUCUUUGGCAUGACCGGGACUCAGACGGUGACAACAGUUAGUGGAGAGAAACAGACAGUGGCGACAAUCAGUGCAGAGAAACACGCAAACUCAUCAAAGCGAGAAGCAAUGAACAAGACCAAGCCAGACAAGCGCAACAAGGCGCCCAGGAGGCCUGGAUGCUGCGCCUUCAUCCACGCCUUCCUGGGGCUGUUCACACGCAAGAAGCGUGGCCAGGAAAAGCCUGUGGUGACUCAUCUCGGAGAGUCUGCGGUGCACCAGACUAUUACGGAAGAACAUGUUAUGGAAGAACAUGUUGUGGAAGAACAUCUCAAGGAAGAACAUCUUAUGGAAGAACAUCUUGAAGAAAAACAUCUUAAAGAAGAACAUCUUAAGGAAGAAACUGUUAAGGGAGAACAUCUUAAGAAUGAACAACUUAGGGAAGAACAUGUUAUAGUAGAACAUAUUAUGGAGGAACAUUUUCAGGAAGACCACGUUAAGGAAGAACAUGUUAUGGAAGAAUUUAUGGUGCAAGGAUCUACUCCUAAAGAAAAAAACUAUUGUGGAGGAGUCUGUUAUGCAGGAACCUGAUGUAGAACAUCUCAUGAAAGAACAUGAGGUCAAAGAACAUCUACUUGAAGAACAAGAGGUCAAAGAACAUCUACUUGAAGAACAAGAGGUCGAAGAACAUAUGAUGGAAGAACAAAAGGUAAAAGAUCAUAUGAUGGAAGAACAAAAGGUCGAAGGACAUGUGAUGAAAGAACAAAAGGUCAAAGAGCCUCUGAUGAAAGAAGAAGAGGUCAAAGAACAUCUGAUGGAGGAGCAAGAGAUCAAAGAGCAUUUGAUGGAAGAGGCUGUGCUGGAAGAGGCUGUGAAGGAACAGCCUGUGCGGGACAAGAGCAUGGCGGCCCAGCCUGCAGUGGAAGAGCCUGACCACAGCGACUCUGAUUUCAACGACGAUGUCGCUGACGACUCAGGCUCCAAGCAGUCGUCUUGGGAAGAGUGUCCGCGGCUUGCACGGCAGGGCAAGGCCUCCCUAGGCAAGGCCGAGAACAACAGCAUGAUGGCUACCGCCCCGCCCUGCGCCGCGCCCUCCACCGCACACGAGCUGCUGCCGUGGCCGCAAGGCACCGCCCGCACCUUCCAUAGCGCCGCUGUCGACCCUCCCGCCAGCUUGGUCAUGGGGACCAACAAGCACGAGACGGACCACCUCCUGACGCAGGCCACGGACCGCGUCGUCUUCUUCCACAUGGAUGACCUGCCCUCAGCCCACGUGUACCUGCAGCUGGAGCCCAAGGCUGUCAAGACCUGGGCUCAGGAAGUGGAUGAGGCGGAGGAGAAAGGCCUGGACGUGUUCGCCCCACAGACCAGCUGCCUUCCCUACAGUCUGAUACUUCACUGCGAGACAGGCGCCUCAGCAGAAAAUGAGGCUGCUGCAGCUGCAGCCACUGAGAUCAAGAUGAGUGCCACUCAGAGGCGCAGAGCCCGCCGCAGGGCCUUAGCUGAAGCUCUUAAAGCUUCAGCAGAAAGCGAGGCUGCCGCGAAGCCCGAAGAAACUCGCGCAGCAGCAGAAAAUGAGGCAUCAGCCGCGAGGAUGAAGGGUGUUGCUCGGCCGCCGUGUGCAGAGAAAACCUCGCGCGCUGAUUGCACCGAGGAGACUCGCACACCCGACAGGACGCCCAUUUGGGCCUCGCCCUCAGCGCGGGCGUCUGAGAACGACGGGGAUCCCUUGGUGACUGAAGCUACUGCUGCCCCGGCGACUCAUGGCGGGACGAGCGCUACGAGGCGGCGAAGGGCCCGCCGCAAGGCAUUAGCCUCCUGGACUAAGAGCGAGGCACGGCUUGUCGCGGGUACCCACUAACAGCCGGUAUCCGAUAGGACGCCCGUCUGGCCCUUGCCCUCCGUGCGGGUGUUCGGGAACGACGGGCGUCCCUUCGUAACCACAUGGGAGGAGGCUGCGUACGGCGCCUUCCACGCCCGCCGGCAUUAUUGAGGCCCGUGUCCACGAGGGCGGGGCUAGAAAUGAACGUUUGAUUGACACUAUUGAGAGACAGAGAGAGAGAGAGAGAGAGAGAGAGAGAGAGAGAGAGAGAGAGAGAGAGAGAGAGAGAGAGAGAGAGAGAGUGUGUGUGUGUGUGUGUGUGUGUGUGUGUGUGUGUGUGUGUGUGUGUGUGUGUGUGUUUAAGUGUGUGUUUAAGUGUGUGUUUAAGUGUGUGUUUAAGUGUGUGUGUGUGUGUGUGUGUGUGUUUAAGUGUGUGUGUGUGUGUGUGUGUGUGUGUGUGUUUAUGUGUGUGUGUGUGUGCGUGUGUGUGUGUGUGUGUGUGUGUGUGUGUGUGUGUGUGUGUGUGUGUGUGUGUGUGUGUUUAUGUGUGUGUGUGUGUGUGUGUGUGUGUGUUUAUGUGUGUGUGUGUGUGUGUGUGUGUGUGUGUGUGUGUGUGUGUGUGUGUGUGUGUGUGUGUGUGUGUGUGUGUGUGUGUGUGUGUGUGUGUGUGUGUGUGUGUGUGUGUGUGUGUGUGUGUGUGUGUGUGUGUGU